Molecule: messenger RNA, 6641 nt
Organism: Apodemus sylvaticus (European woodmouse)
Lineage: Eukaryota; Metazoa; Chordata; Mammalia; Rodentia; Muridae
Gene: Chd4
Product: chromodomain helicase DNA binding protein 4
Exons: 39
Coding region: 178-6030 (1950 amino acids)
Biological process (GO): chromatin remodeling; negative regulation of transcription by RNA polymerase II
Cellular component (GO): chromatin; NuRD complex; nucleus
Molecular function (GO): DNA binding; ATP hydrolysis activity; ATP binding
Source: RefSeq, a predicted model, not a curated record
CGGAGCCGGAGCCAUUUUCCCCCCUUCGGCCGCGGCGAGGAGGAGCUGGAGCGGGAGUGACACCGGAGAGACCCAGCGCGACCUGAGGCGGCUCUAGGUGACUCGGGCCAGUGCAGAGGGCCCCAGGCCGCAGGCAGGAGCAGCUGGGCCAAUUCCCUGGCCGGGGAACGGAAGGGGAUGGCGUCGGGCCUGGGCUCCCCGUCCCCCUGCUCAGCGGGCAGUGAGGAGGAGGAUAUGGAUGCACUUCUGAACAACAGCCUGCCCCCACCCCAUCCAGAAAAUGAAGAAGACCCAGAAGAGGAUUUAUCAGAAGCAGAGACUCCAAAGCUCAAGAAGAAGAAAAAGCCUAAGAAACCUCGAGACCCUAAAAUCCCUAAGAGCAAGCGCCAAAAAAAGGAGCGUUUACUCUUGUGCCGGCAGCUGGGGGACAGCUCUGGGGAGGGGCCAGAGUUUGUGGAGGAGGAGGAAGAGGUGGCUCUGCGCUCAGACAGUGAGGGCAGCGACUACACUCCUGGCAAGAAGAAGAAGAAGAAGCUGGGACCUAAGAAGGAGAAGAAGAGCAAAUCCAAGCGGAAGGAGGAGGAGGAAGAGGAGGACGAUGACGACGACUCCAAGGAACCGAAGUCAUCUGCCCAGCUUCUGGAAGACUGGGGCAUGGAAGACAUUGAUCAUGUGUUCUCAGAGGAAGAUUACCGCACCCUCACCAACUACAAGGCCUUCAGCCAGUUUGUUCGACCCCUGAUUGCUGCUAAAAACCCCAAGAUUGCUGUCUCCAAGAUGAUGAUGGUCUUGGGUGCGAAGUGGAGGGAAUUCAGUACCAACAACCCCUUCAAAGGCAGCUCUGGAGCGUCCGUGGCGGCUGCAGCGGCGGCAGCAGUGGCUGUGGUGGAGAGCAUGGUGACAGCUACUGAGGUUGCCCCUCCCCCUCCCCCUGUGGAGGUGCCGAUCCGCAAGGCCAAGACCAAGGAGGGCAAAGGUCCCAAUGCUCGGAGGAAGCCUAAAGGCAGCCCUCGGGUGCCUGAUGCCAAGAAACCCAAACCCAAGAAGGUGGCUCCUCUGAAGAUCAAGCUGGGGGGUUUCGGCUCCAAGCGGAAGAGAUCCUCGAGUGAGGACGAUGAUUUAGAUGUGGAGUCUGACUUCGAUGAUGCCAGUAUCAAUAGCUAUUCUGUUUCCGAUGGUUCCACCAGCCGCAGUAGUCGGAGCCGUAAGAAACUGCGGACCACUAAAAAGAAAAAGAAAGGCGAGGAGGAGGUGACUGCUGUGGAUGGUUAUGAGACAGACCACCAGGACUAUUGCGAGGUGUGCCAGCAAGGUGGGGAGAUCAUCCUGUGUGACACCUGUCCCCGAGCCUACCACAUGGUGUGCCUGGACCCAGACAUGGAGAAGGCCCCCGAGGGCAAGUGGAGCUGCCCACACUGUGAGAAGGAGGGUAUCCAGUGGGAAGCUAAAGAGGACAAUUCUGAGGGUGAGGAGAUUCUGGAAGAAGUUGGGGGGGACCCAGAAGAGGAAGACGAUCACCAUAUGGAAUUCUGUCGAGUCUGCAAGGAUGGAGGGGAGCUUCUGUGCUGUGACACCUGCCCUUCUUCCUACCAUAUCCACUGCCUGAACCCCCCGCUGCCAGAGAUCCCAAAUGGCGAAUGGCUCUGUCCCCGCUGUACUUGUCCAGCUCUGAAGGGCAAAGUACAGAAGAUCCUAAUUUGGAAGUGGGGCCAGCCACCGUCUCCCACCCCAGUGCCUCGGCCUCCAGAUGCUGAUCCUAAUACCCCGUCUCCCAAACCCCUGGAGGGGCGGCCGGAGAGACAGUUCUUUGUGAAAUGGCAAGGCAUGUCUUACUGGCACUGCUCCUGGGUGUCAGAGCUGCAGUUGGAGCUGCACUGUCAGGUAAUGUUCAGAAACUACCAGCGGAAGAAUGAUAUGGACGAGCCGCCCUCGGGGGACUUCGGUGGAGAUGAAGAGAAGAGCCGGAAGCGGAAGAACAAGGACCCGAAGUUUGCAGAGAUGGAAGAGCGCUUCUAUCGCUACGGGAUAAAGCCGGAGUGGAUGAUGAUCCACCGAAUCCUCAACCACAGUGUGGACAAGAAGGGGCACGUUCACUAUUUAAUCAAGUGGCGAGACCUACCCUACGACCAGGCGUCCUGGGAGAGUGAGGACGUGGACAUACAGGAUUAUGACCUGUUCAAGCAGAGCUACUGGAACCACAGGGAGCUAAUGAGGGGUGAGGAAGGACGGCCCGGCAAGAAGCUUAAGAAGGUGAAGCUACGGAAACUGGAAAGGCCUCCGGAGACCCCGACUGUUGAUCCCACAGUGAAGUAUGAGCGACAGCCAGAGUACCUGGAUGCCACAGGUGGAACCCUGCACCCCUACCAAAUGGAAGGCUUAAACUGGCUCCGCUUCUCCUGGGCUCAGGGCACCGAUACCAUCUUGGCAGACGAGAUGGGCCUUGGGAAAACUGUGCAGACAGCAGUCUUCCUCUACUCCCUCUACAAGGAGGGUCACUCCAAAGGCCCCUUCUUAGUGAGCGCUCCUCUGUCCACCAUCAUCAACUGGGAGCGAGAGUUUGAGAUGUGGGCUCCCGAUAUGUACGUGGUAACCUAUGUGGGUGACAAGGACAGCCGUGCCAUCAUCCGGGAGAAUGAGUUCUCCUUUGAAGACAAUGCCAUUCGUGGUGGCAAGAAGGCCUCCCGGAUGAAGAAAGAAGCAUCCGUGAAGUUCCAUGUUCUGCUGACAUCCUAUGAGCUGAUCACCAUUGACAUGGCUAUCUUGGGCUCUAUCGACUGGGCCUGCCUCAUUGUGGAUGAAGCCCACCGACUGAAGAACAACCAGUCUAAGUUCUUCCGAGUUUUGAACGGUUACUCACUCCAGCACAAGCUGUUGCUAACUGGAACUCCGUUGCAGAACAAUCUAGAGGAAUUGUUUCAUCUGCUCAACUUUCUCACCCCUGAGAGGUUCCACAAUUUAGAAGGCUUCUUGGAAGAGUUUGCUGACAUUGCCAAAGAGGACCAGAUUAAAAAGCUGCACGACAUGCUGGGGCCUCACAUGCUGCGGCGGCUCAAAGCUGAUGUCUUCAAGAAUAUGCCGUCCAAGACAGAGCUGAUUGUGCGCGUGGAGCUGAGCCCCAUGCAAAAGAAGUACUACAAGUAUAUUCUUACGCGGAAUUUCGAAGCACUUAAUGCUAGAGGUGGUGGCAACCAGGUGUCUCUGCUGAAUGUGGUGAUGGAUCUUAAGAAGUGCUGCAACCACCCUUACCUCUUCCCCGUGGCAGCAAUGGAAGCCCCAAAGAUGCCUAAUGGCAUGUACGACGGCAGUGCCCUAAUCAGAGCGUCUGGGAAACUGUUGCUGCUACAGAAGAUGCUUAAGAACCUUAAAGAGGGCGGGCAUCGUGUGCUCAUCUUCUCCCAGAUGACCAAGAUGUUGGACUUGCUAGAGGAUUUUUUAGAACAUGAAGGUUAUAAAUAUGAACGUAUUGAUGGUGGGAUCACUGGGAACAUGCGUCAGGAGGCCAUUGAUCGCUUCAAUGCGCCGGGUGCUCAGCAGUUCUGCUUCUUGCUUUCCACCCGAGCUGGGGGCCUUGGGAUCAAUCUGGCCACUGCUGACACAGUUAUUAUAUAUGACUCUGACUGGAACCCCCAUAAUGACAUCCAGGCCUUUAGCAGAGCCCACCGUAUUGGGCAAAAUAAGAAGGUGAUGAUCUACCGGUUUGUGACUCGUGCAUCUGUGGAGGAGCGCAUCACGCAGGUGGCAAAGAAGAAGAUGAUGUUGACACAUUUAGUGGUGCGGCCUGGCCUGGGCUCCAAGACGGGCUCGAUGUCCAAACAGGAGCUGGAUGAUAUCCUCAAGUUUGGCACUGAGGAACUAUUCAAGGAUGAGGCCACAGAUGGAGGAGGAGACAACAAGGAGGGAGAAGACAGCAGUGUUAUCCAUUAUGACGACAAGGCCAUUGAACGACUGCUGGAUCGAAACCAGGAUGAGACUGAAGACACGGAAUUGCAGGGCAUGAAUGAGUAUUUGAGCUCCUUCAAAGUGGCUCAGUAUGUGGUACGGGAAGAAGAGAUGGGGGAGGAAGAGGAGGUAGAACGGGAAAUCAUAAAACAGGAAGAAAGUGUGGAUCCUGACUACUGGGAGAAAUUGCUGCGGCACCAUUAUGAGCAGCAGCAAGAAGAUCUAGCCCGAAAUCUGGGCAAAGGAAAAAGAAUCCGUAAACAGGUCAACUACAAUGAUGGCUCGCAGGAGGACCGAGGUGUGUGUGGCCGGCCCCGCCCCCCACCCACGGGCCGUUCCACUAGAGCAGUGGGCCCCGCUCAUCUGCCUUCUCUCCCUCCAGAUUGGCAGGACGACCAGUCCGACAACCAGUCCGAUUACUCAGUGGCCUCAGAGGAAGGUGAUGAAGACUUUGAUGAACGAUCAGAAGCUCCCCGCAGGCCCAGUCGCAAGGGCCUGCGGAAUGAUAAAGAUAAGCCAUUACCUCCUCUGCUGGCCCGUGUUGGUGGGAAUAUUGAAGUACUUGGUUUUAAUGCUCGCCAGCGAAAAGCAUUUCUUAAUGCAAUUAUGCGAUAUGGCAUGCCACCUCAGGAUGCUUUUACCACACAGUGGCUUGUGAGAGAUCUUCGAGGCAAGUCAGAGAAAGAAUUUAAGGCUUAUGUGUCACUCUUCAUGCGACAUUUGUGUGAGCCUGGGGCAGAUGGGGCUGAGACUUUUGCUGAUGGCGUCCCCCGAGAAGGCCUGUCCCGUCAACAUGUUCUUACUAGGAUUGGUGUCAUGUCUCUGAUUCGAAAGAAGGUUCAGGAGUUUGAGCAUGUUAAUGGGCGCUGGAGCAUGCCCGAGCUGGCUGAAGUAGAGGAAAACAAAAAAAUGUCUCAGCCUGGUUCGCCCUCUCCAAAGACUCCUACACCUUCCACACCAGGGGACACACAGCCCAAUACUCCUGCGCCUGUGCCACCUGCUGAGGAUGGGAUAAAGAUAGAGGAAAAUAGCCUUAAAGAAGAAGAGAACACAGAAGGAGAGAAGGAAGUUAAAUCUACAGCUCCUGAGGUGGCUGUGGAGUGUGCACAGCCCCCUGCCCCAGCGCCUGCCCCUGCCCCAGCACCCACCCCUGCUCCUGAGGAUGACAAGGCUCCUGCUGAGCCUCCUGAGGGGGAGGGAAAAGUGGAAAAGGCAGAGGCAAAGGAGAGACCAGAGGAGCCUAUGGAGACGGAGCCCAAAGGGACUACUGAGGCAGAGAAAGUGGAGGAGAAGUCUGCGGUAGACCUGACCCCGAUCGUGGUGGAAGACAAAGAAGAGAAGAAGGAGGAAGAAGAGAAAAAGGAGGUGAUGCUUCAGAAUGGAGAAACUCCCAAGGAUCUUAGUGAUGAGAAGCAGAAGAAAAACAUCAAACAGCGUUUCAUGUUCAACAUUGCAGAUGGUGGUUUUACCGAGUUGCACUCUCUGUGGCAGAAUGAGGAGCGGGCAGCCACCGUCACCAAGAAGACUUACGAGAUUUGGCACCGCCGCCAUGACUACUGGCUGCUGGCUGGCAUUAUAAACCACGGCUAUGCCCGGUGGCAGGACAUCCAGAAUGACCCACGGUAUGCCAUCCUCAACGAGCCCUUCAAGGGCGAGGUGAACCGUGGCAACUUUCUAGAGAUCAAGAAUAAGUUCCUAGCUCGAAGAUUCAAGCUCUUAGAACAAGCGCUGGUGAUCGAGGAGCAGCUCCGCAGGGCGGCUUACCUGAACAUGUCAGAGGACCCCUCUCACCCGUCCAUGGCCCUCAACACCCGCUUCGCUGAGGUGGAGUGUUUGGCAGAAAGUCACCAGCACCUGUCCAAGGAGUCGAUGGCAGGAAACAAGCCAGCCAAUGCAGUCCUACACAAAGUCUUGAAACAGCUGGAGGAACUGUUGAGUGACAUGAAAGCUGAUGUGACGCGGCUCCCGGCCACCAUUGCCCGCAUCCCCCCGGUUGCUGUGAGGUUACAGAUGUCAGAGCGGAACAUUCUCAGCCGCCUGGCAAACAGGGCUCCAGAACCUCCCCCACAGCAGGUAGCGCAGCAGCAGUGAAGACCCAGUGACGAUCCACGUCCACACUGAGCAGUGACCUUCCUCACUCUCUUGUCCCGGCUGCCCCUGGGGGCCAGAGAGACCUUGCCUUCCUUCUGCCCAUCUUCUGAGUUGUAAAGGAACAGCCCCAUGCACUAGGGGCAGGGAGGGAGGGAGAGGCAAUGGUGCCCUUCCUGCUGGAGAGACAAGCGACCGGUAGUAGCAGCAGCAGCAGCAGCAGCAGCAGCAGCAGCAGCAGCGCCACGUGCAGGGAGCUGGCGGGCUGGCUGCCUUCUGGACCCUGGCUUCUCCCCACCGUGCGCCUGUUACAAACUGUUGUGGGUUCUGCCAGGCUUGAAGAAAAUGAUCUGAAUUUCUUCCUCUUUUUGGUUUUAUUGUGUUGGUUUACUUUGUGUUUUCUCCUUUUGGGGGUAUUCAGAGUGGGCCGGGCCCCUGGGCGAGACACAGCUACCUCUGUUGGCAUCUUUUUAAUACCAGGAACCCAGCGGCUCCAGCCACUGAGCAGCUAAAUAAAGUUGGAAAAAAAAAAAAAAAGAAAAAGAACCAAAAGCAUAAAAAACCACAGCAAAUUUCUUGAUGAGAACUGAAAAUAAAAGUUUCCUUGUAUUUUA